Messenger RNA from Drosophila innubila, 3230 nucleotides. RefSeq names its product lamin Dm0. The record is from RefSeq and is a predicted model, not a curated record. Lineage: Eukaryota; Metazoa; Arthropoda; Insecta; Diptera; Drosophilidae. Bases 203 to 2050 code for a protein of 615 amino acids. The transcript has 4 exons.
CACAAAAAUAUCGAUACCGAUAGUUUUAGCGUCAGUCCAAAAGAAAUUUCACGACGGCCGCGUUUUCCGUCGGCAAUAAAGGAUUUUGCAUAUAAUUUGUGCAGUUAUUCGAUAAAAUAGCAGUGCUCACGCCAAAAGCGAACGAUUGCGCGCAAAAAUAUCUCGAGCUAAUAAAACGUAACGUAUUAAGACCGUAAACAAGAUGUCAACUAAAUCUCGACGCGCUGGCACCGCGACGCCGCAGCCCGGCAGCACCUCGACCCCGCUGCCACCAGCUGGUCCACAGCAGCAGCAACAACAACAGGCGAACAGCCCGUUGAGUCCCACGCGCCACUCGCGCCUCGUGGAGAAGGUGGAGCUGCAAAAUCUGAACGAUCGUCUCGCUUGCUACAUUGAUCGUGUGCGCAACUUGGAGACGGAGAACUCGCGUCUCAGCAUUGAGGUGCAGACAACACGUGACACUGUCACCAGGGAGACAACCAACAUCAAGAACAUCUACGAGACGGAAUUGCUCGAGGCACGUCGCCUCCUCGAUGAAACCUCGCGUGAGCGUGCUCGCCUCGAGAUCGACACGAAGCGCUUGUGGGAGGAGAACGAGGAGCUGACCACGCGUCUGGACAAAAAGACCAAGGAGUGCAGCACAGCUGAGGCCAAUGCCCGCAUCUAUGAGUCGCGUGCUAAUGAGCUGAGCAACAAAUAUAAUCAGGCCAAUGCGGAUCGCAAGAAGGCCAUCGAUGAGCUUAACGAGGCUAUCAAGGAAUUGGAACGCUUGCGCAAGCAACUCGACGAUUCGCGCAAGAAUCUCGAACAGGAGACAUUGGCACGUGUUGAUCUGGAGAAUAACAUACAGAGUCUGCGUGAGGAACUCUCGCUGAAGGAUCAGGUGCAUGUGCAGGAGAUCAACGAGUCGCGUCGCAUUCGUCAAACCGAAUACAGCGAAAUCGAUGGACGUCUGUCAUCGGAAUAUGAGGCAAAGUUGCAGCAAUCUCUGCACGAGUUGCGCAGCCAAUACGAGGAGCAAAUGCGCAACAAUCGCGAUGACAUCGAGUCCUUGUAUGAGGCCAAGAUACGUUCUCUGCAGGAUGCGGCUUCCCGCACCCACAACUCGACGCACAAGUCCAUCGAGGAGCUGCGCAAUUCACGCAUACGCAUCGAUGGCCUCAAUGCCAAGAUCAAUGAUCUGGAAUCGAUCAACACCUCAUUGAAUGCCCGCAUCCGUGAGCUGGAACAACAACUGGACAAUGAACGUGAGCGUCAUGGCAAUGAUAUUGCCUUGCUGGAGAAGGAACUGCAUCGCCUGCGCGAGGAGAUGGCGUUGCAGCUGCAGGAGUAUCAGGAUCUGAUGGACAUCAAGGUCUCAUUGGAUCUGGAAAUUGCUGCCUACGACAAGUUGCUGGUGGGCGAGGAGGCGCGUCUGAAUAUAACGCCCGCCAAUACCGCCACCGUGCAAUCCUUCAGCCAAUCGUUGCGCAGCACACGUGCCACGCCCUCACGUCGCACCCCCUCGGGCGCCUUAAAGCGUAAGCGUGCCGUUGUCGAUGAGUCGGAAGAUCGCAGUGUCUCCGACUACUAUGUGUCAGCCAGCGCCAAGGGCAAUGUCGAAAUCAAAGAGAUCGAUCCGGAGGGCAAAUUUGUAAAGCUGCAUAACAAGGGCAACGAUGAGAUAUCCAUUGGCGGCUGGCAGCUACAGCGUUCCCUCAACGAGGGUGGACCGGCGACCACCUACAAGUUUCAUCGUUCGGUCAAAAUCGAACCGAAUGCCACAGUGACCGUCUGGUCUUCGGACUCGAGGGCCACACACGAGCCGCCAUCCAACAUUGUGAUGAAGCAGCAAAAGUGGAUUACGGGCGACAACACCAAGACGACUUUGUUGAACAACGAUGGCGAGGCUGUUGCCAACUUGGAGCGUAUCAAGCGAAUUGUCUCAACGCACGUGUCCUCCACACGUCUCAGCCGUCGACGCAGUGUCAGUGCCGUUGAUGGCAACGAGCAGCUGUAUCAUCAGCAGGGAGAUCCAAAUCAGAACGGCGAGAAGUGCUCGAUUAUGUAAUAGAUGCAAGACAAACAACAACCAUAAUAAUAACAACAACAACAACACAGAGCCAGAAUAACAGACAAAACAGACAAACAGAACACAGAGAACAAACACAAACAGACAGUCACAGAGACAGACAGACAGAAAGUAUAGCUAUCAGUUAAGUUAAUCAGUUUUGUGGCUACCCUAAGUAGUAACUAAUUUAUUCAAUUGUAAAUCUGCAAGAAUAGGCAGUUGAACGAUUUAUGUCUUCAAAUUCUAUCCACAUGUUUAAUUAUUGAAUCCUGUUCUUUCAAUUCCCCCCACGAGUUUCGUUUUCUGUUCCUUUUGAAAAAACAAAAUCAAAAUCAAAAAAAAAAAAUGACAAAUUAUUAAUUAACGUUACGUGUUCCGCCUUUAAAUUCAAAUACAAAAUUAAAAUAACAUUUUUUCCAUACAAUUCAGUCUCAAAUAUUAUUAAGUUUGUAAACUUUAUUUGGUAUAUUAACAAUACUGUUUAUACACUCGUUCUCCGAGUUGAAUACUAAUUUUAUUUAUACCACAUAGAAUUUACAAGAAUUAAAUUUCCGUACUACCUUUUUUUUUGUGCGUUCAAGUGCUUUGAAAAUGCUGUAAAAAUCGUAGCAUUUUUGAUGCAUUUGUACGAUUUCGCCUAUCCACCAUAUAAUUAAUAUAAAUAAAAACAAAAUACAUAUAUAUAAAUAGUUUUAUAAGCAGCAUUAAAAACAUACGACGAGCUCAUGUUAAACUAAAUAAAAAACAACAAAAACUUAAACUACACACAUGUAAGCUCUUUUACCAUACACGUAUGUAUAAUAAGUUAAGUAUAUAUUUUGUACAAGCAGAGCAUAUAAAAAUACAUUACUCAAAAACUUAAAAAAAAAGAUGAAGAGAUUUCGUAGUAUGAGGAAAGCCUGCAAUAUAUUUUUAAAACGAUUCAAUUUCUUAGGUCAACAUGAAAUGAAAACUGCUCUCUCCCUCUAGUGCUGCUGGUGGUGCUCAUAAAAAUAUUUUUUUUUGGAAAUUUUUUUUUGGGCGCUAAACCGGUUUUUCCUGUAAGAAGAAAAGCAGCUCAAUUUUUUAUGGGCGUGGGUGUGGCCACGUCAACACUAAACUACACCUACGAAUAUUGAAAUUAAAUGUACAUUCUAAGUAUGUAACUGCUAAAAAAAUAAAAACAGAUAAAAAUGUUUCA